Messenger RNA from Dicrocoelium dendriticum, 585 nucleotides. The record is from the annotation of a GenBank genome assembly. NCBI's taxonomy places the organism in Eukaryota, Metazoa, Platyhelminthes, Trematoda, Plagiorchiida, Dicrocoeliidae.
AUGAUUGUUUUCUGUUUGGUUCGCAUUCCUAUCGAAGCUGCGAUCCCAGCAACGAAUAAUAUUAAACUAAAUAAAAACCACCCGGAGACGCUCAAAGGACCAAGCUAUUCUUCAUACUCCACCGUCUUACAAAAACAAAAUGUGCCUGAUAAAUACCAAAAGUGCUGGUUCGAAUCCGUUGAAUGUGUAGCGCGCCAGUGUCUUCGUCACAAACUAACAAUUACUGGAGUUCAAAUGCGAACAAACGUAAUGGCUUCAUAUGGUGCAACUGCUUGUGGCCUGCUGAAAGCCAAAUCACGAGGAUUGUGGACGGAUGGUACAUUUCAGAGCUGCUUCGUUCUCAGUAGUUUGGAGGUAGCGCAAAACCUAUACGCCAUAGUCUUUCGCAUUGUCGUAUUUAGUGAAAAAUUAAAGGACUACCAUGAGGAUAUGCAAUAUUUUGCAAAGACAGCAUUGGUCAAUUCGCGGUUAAACAACGGCCAAAAUUACUGCCACACCAUAACAGGGAGAGAAUGGAUGGAACCUGUUCCUACAAUAGAUACUGAGUAUUGUGCAACAACCUGUGCAAUCGCUUAUUGGAUGUGA